CCUGUGUUGCUCGUGAACGCCACGAUUUGAGCCCUUCAAGUAACCCAGUGAGCCCCCGUUUGUCCAGAUCACAGUCGCGUUUUCACUUGUAUGCCCAUUUCGAAUCAGCGGUGUUGCGUAGAUUACACUUCCAGCAGUUUCUGUGAACGCUCUGGUGCUGAGGUUGAACGCAAAGUCUUGAAAAGUUUUGGGGAAAAAUCUUCAUACAUUACAAAGAGAUGGCUACCGCUGGAGAACGUGCUGCUAUUGGUGCGGAGACUGCUCGCAUGGAGGGCCGUGGUGCCGCAGGCCAAGGUAUAGAAGCUGCUAAGGCUGCCGCUACUGGUUUGGGACGCACCGGGCGUAGACGCGAGAGGCUCCCCGGACACCGCAGAAGUAGAAGCAGGAGCAGCUCCUUGAGCAGCUCCGAUGAGGAAGGGAGGCGUCGUCAUCAUGGGCUUCAUGGCACGGAGGGUGUGAGGACCGUUGUAAGCAAUGAGGGCGAAGCUUACUGUCCGAAUCCGAAUCUGAGGAAUCUGCCGAAGGAAUACGAGACCCGAGUGCAAGUAAUCCAAAGGUACCCUGAAAUGCGAACUGUGGAGAAGACAGACUACGUGAAGGAAAUCGUCAACGAAGAGCGCACUAUAAUUGUGCCCAAGACUAGAGUGGUUUUGGAUGAGGUCCAGCACGUCGACCGCGUGCCCAUCAUCAGGGAUGUGCCGAAGACUAGAAUGGAGACUGUGUACAGAGUUGUCCCCGAAGAGCGCGAGGUUACUGAUAUGGUGCCCGUCAUUGAGUACGUGGACACUCCCAGAAUUGAGAGGGUUCCCAGAGUCAUCAUUGAGGAUGUGGAGGAAAGAAUCCGCGUACCCGUCAUUAGGGAGGUGCCAAUCACUCGCACGGUCGAGGUGCCUACCGGAAACUACUGUGAGGCACCUGCUGGCGAGUUCGUCAACCCGUCGCACUUUAACCUUCUGGGCCACAAGCACGGCCGCAAGCACAAAGGAGGCUUGUUGAACAGGACCACAAGCUCUUCAUCUUCAUCUUCCGACUCCGAUCGCGAGCAUGGUGGUGCAUUGCACACUACGGGCACCCACGGUCAUCACCACCACAAUCCUCUCGACACUACAACCGGAACUGGAGUAGCCCACCACAAUCCCCUUGAUACUACAACCGGAACUGGAGUAGGCCAGCUCCACCACAAUCCCCUCGACGCUACCACUGGAUCUGGGGUAUCUCACCACCCCACCCCAUUGAACACCACCACCGGCACCCAUCGCAGCUCUUUCGAUGGUUCCAACCCUGUAACUCCCAGGAAGAGGCAAGGAUUGUUGGGCAAGAUCCUCAACCACUAAGCUGUAUAUUCAACACCGGAUCUAGUCUGCACCUAGUUCUUCAAUCGUGUUGACGAUUUUCGUAACCUUACGCACAUCGACGCGAGGGCGGAGCUGACGACGCAUCCUUCGGGAUGCAUGGGCUUUUGGGGUUGUUGAGUUUCUUACAGUCAUGCUUUAGAAGCUGCUGCAUCAGAGAGUAUAUUACCUCACGUUCACGUUGCCGGACGCUUUGCGUGUGUUUUGUAAACGUGUACAUUGGUCGACGGAUUGUAGUCGUCGACAUUCUUGAGAACAAUUUCAGAGUGGUGUAAAAUUUUGUUGUUUUGGUCGUAAGCAAAGGGAUCAUAGGAGAAGGUUGAUGUUCAGAAUUGUUGGUAGUAAAGCUUUGUGAUUGAUCCCCCUUUCUUAUCAACAUUGAAUAAAUUGUUCUUUUUACGAUUGAGCCUGCGAUGAAUGGCAAUAUCACUUUUCAAUAAAAUGCAUAUUCUGAUGUUCAA
Physcomitrium patens is the source of this 1813-nucleotide messenger RNA. RefSeq lists its product as uncharacterized. The record is from RefSeq and is a predicted model, not a curated record. Lineage: Eukaryota; Viridiplantae; Streptophyta; Bryopsida; Funariales; Funariaceae.